GGCAGCUGACGUCAAAAAGGGCAAUGGAAUCCGGGGGCUUACUUUCACGAUGCAUCCCUUCUUUGUUUUCGAUAUUAGAAAGCAGGCUGGGCUUCGUGUGUUGUCACUAGAACCUCGAUAGAACGUCUCACUUUGUACGAAUAGCGUCGACCGUAUUGCUCGUCUCGAAUAAAUCGCAUCCACCCUUCCACGACCCUCGCUCGUAACCCCGACAAGCACCGACCAGCACCAACAGCCACGAUGUCGCAGACGUACACCCGCGCCGAGGUCGGCAAGCACAACACCGAAGACUCGCUGUGGUUCAUCAUCGACAGCAAGGUAUACGACGUGACGGACUUCGUGGACGCGCACCCGGGCGGCGAGUCCGUGCUGCGGCAGGUCGGCGGCCAGGACGCCACCGUCGCCUUCUACAACCUGCACCGGCACGAAGUAUUGAGCAAGUACGAGGACCUCUGCGUCGGCACGCUCGAGGGCGAGGCGCCGCAGGUCGUGACGCCGAAGCCGGGCGACCUGAGCCUGGUGCCGUACGCGGAGCCGCUGUGGCUCACGCCCGCCUACAAGAGCCCGUACUACAACGACAGCCACCGGCGCCUGCAGAAGGCGAUGCGCGUCUUCACCGACACGUACAUCACGCCGGAGGCGCAGCAGCGCGAGCUCGACGGCAAGAAGAUCAGCCAGGAGCUCGUCGACCGCAUGUCCGCCGUCGGCAUGCUGCACAUGCGGCUCGGCCCCGGCAAGCACCUGCACGGCGUCGAGCUGCUGGGCGGCGCCGUGCGCGGCGACGAGUUCGACUACUUCCACGACCUGAUCAUGGCGCAGGAGGGCGUGCGCGCCAACGCGCGCGGCUUCCAGGACGGGCAGCUGGCGGGCAUGGUCAUCGGCCUGCCGUGCGUGAUGAACUACAUGAAGGACCAGAAGCGCAAGAAGGCCAUCAUGGACGAGGUGUUCAGCGGCAAGAAAUACAUGUGUCUGGCCAUCACCGAGGCCUUCGCCGGCUCCGACGUCGCGGGCCUGCGGACGACGGCUACUAAGACGCCCGACGGCAAGCACUACAUCGUCAACGGCACCAAAAAAUGGAUCACCAACGGCGUGUUCUGCGAUUACUUCAUCACCGGCGUGAAGACGGAUAAGGGCCUGAGCGUGCUGAUCAUCGAGCGCGGAGAGGGCGUCGAAACCAAGCCUAUCAAGACUUCGUAUUCGCCCGCCGCCGGCACCGCGUACAUCACCUUCGACAACGUCAAGGUCCCGGUCGAGAAUCUUCUCGGCGAGGAGAACAAGGGCAUCUACGUGAUCCUCAGCAACUUUAACCACGAGCGGUGGACCAUGGCCUGCGCCACAAUCCGACAAUGCCGGACGAUCGUCGAAGAAUGCCUCAAGUGGUCGCACCAGCGCCUCGUCUUCGGCAAGCGGCUCAUCGAGCAGCCCGUGAUCCGGCAGAAGCUCGCCAAGAUGAUCGCGCUCGUCGAGGCCAACCAGUCCUGGCUCGAGACCAUAACCUACCAGAUGUGCAACAUGCCCUACAAGCAGCAGGCGCAGCACCUCGGCGGGCCCAUCGGCCUCCUGAAGAUGAGCAUCACGCGCGCGGCCCACGAGAUCGCCGACGAGGCUGUUCAGAUUUUCGGUGGCCGCGGGUUGACGCAGUCCGGCAUGGGCCGCGUUGUCGAGAUGUUCCACCGCACGUAUAAGUUUGACGCAAUCCUCGGAGGCUCAGAGGAGGUUCUUGCCGAUCUAGGUGUGCGCCAGGCCAUGCGACAGAUGCCUAAUGCCAAACUAUGAGUUGAAUUCCCUGGGAAAUUUAGUUGUUAAGACUAUAAAGCGGUCUGAAAUCGACUUAGGAGAGAUUCGACAAAGUAAGUUGAAGAAUUUGUAGAGAGCUCCUGUAUAUAUAAUGGAAUGUAGUGGGGGAAGCGCCAUAGCAUAAGCCACGGAGUAACGGUAAAAACUCGAAUUUGCAAUCCAGAUUAUCAAGAAGUCCAAACAUUCAUACCUUACAAUGGCCUCAAAAUGCUUGAUGUAUUAUGGCGAUAUGACGAG
Molecule: messenger RNA, 2034 nt
Organism: Annulohypoxylon truncatum
Lineage: Eukaryota; Fungi; Ascomycota; Sordariomycetes; Xylariales; Hypoxylaceae
Product: acyl-CoA dehydrogenase NM domain-like protein
Exons: 2
Coding region: 241-1776 (511 amino acids)
Molecular function (GO): acyl-CoA dehydrogenase activity; heme binding; flavin adenine dinucleotide binding
Source: RefSeq, a predicted model, not a curated record